This is a messenger RNA of Laccaria bicolor S238N-H82, 4764 nucleotides long. RefSeq lists its product as uncharacterized. Gene Ontology annotation, molecular function: nucleic acid binding. Gene Ontology annotation, cellular component: nucleus; cytoplasm. The transcript has 6 exons. NCBI's taxonomy places the organism in Eukaryota, Fungi, Basidiomycota, Agaricomycetes, Agaricales, Hydnangiaceae. Bases 1 to 4764 code for a protein of 1587 amino acids. The record is from RefSeq and is a predicted model, not a curated record.
AUGUCAAGUGGCCAUGGUGGAUUCCGAGUAGGUUCAGGGCGGAAGCGGAAAAUAUCAGACGAAUCUGCAGAGACUGAGGAUGGAGCACAACAACGUCGUCGUCUUGUUACAACAUUAUCAGGCCCAAUCAUGGUCAACCAACCCAAGACGAAUUCACAACCACGCCAAAUUCACCCUUUCUUUUCUAAGGUGGCUAGUUCUGGUUCUUCAUCAGCUGCUACAUCUGGGUUACCUUCUGGCACCUCUCAAAUAUCUCCAGUUAGCAUAGAUCUUAUGGCCACUGCAUCUCCAGCAGCUCCUUUGAACAGCUUCAUAUCUGCUGAGAGUCUCUCCACCCUUCAUGCAGAGUUUGCAUCUAUUCCUGAUCUUGUGACUGGUACUACUCCUAUUGUGGAGAGCAUACUUGAUCUAGAAAAUGAGAAUGACAUUGAGGAUGAUGAUUCUGAUGAUUCCUCUUCUGGGGAUAACAUAUCUGGGAAUACUACGUCUAAAGAAAAUGCUUCUGAUUCAUCUCUUUCAGGAGAUUCUGGAAAUAUAUCAAUUCAGUUCUUGAAGACAGUACUUGCAAACUUGAAAGCUGAGAUUGAGACAAUUAAUAAGCCUAAAAUAUAUUCUGAUGGGACUUUCUGGCACCGUCCUCGAGAUCCAGUCUUUGCUUUGGCCAUGUCUAAUCAGGAAGGAAAUUUGAAUCCUAGAGAAUUAUAUCACCUGGAUGUCUUUGUUUGGAUUCUAGGUCUUAAAAAUAGACUUCCAGGAGAGCCUACUCAAAUUUUGUGUCCAACUGCUCUUUGUUCAGGCAAACUUGUUCGGCAUGGCUACAAUACUAAGCCAAUUGCUCGCCGAGUUCGGGGUCUUCACAGAGAUUAUUUCCUAUUAACAAAUCGGCUUCGCUGUGAAGACUGCAAGAAGUCAUUCCAAGCAACUGAUCCCAAAAUCUUAGAACAGCUGUCUCGUGGCUUAAAGGAAUCCUUUCCAGCCUUUUUGACAAGCAGAGCUGCAAUUGACAAAUCCUUAAUGUCUGUAAUGCGGGCAUGCUUUGCAACACGUUUUGGGCCAGAGCCAUUCUCUGCAAUGCUCUCAGAAAUGCGUCAUAUUGAUCAUUCACAACGUGAAUUGAUGUAUCUGUCAGCUGUAAAAUCAAUGGAGAUGCCAAUUCAAGAGGGAUUUUCUAAGUUUGAUGAUAAGCUGCGAUAUGCUGGUUCAUGUCCAUCAACUGGCUACUGCAAAGGGGUCUUUGUUGACUGGAUGCGAGCACAUUGUCCAUAUUUUGACAGAAAAAUUGCUGCUCUUCCUGCAUCUGUUUUGAAGGGGGAUCACACUUUCAAGGUCAUCAAACUCUUAGCCCGCAUGGGAGGUGUACCUACUCAUGCAGCAUUAUACACUCUGGUCAAUGAAUUUGAAGAUUGUCGAGGUCAGGCAUUAACCUUGACAAAAAGUCUUUCAUAUGUUGAAGAAUGCUUUACUGGUAUUUCUGAAAGCCUACAAAAGCAUGGGCAUAAAGAGACAGGCCUUAUGUUUACUGACAAUGCUCGAGCUGAAAGAAAUUUCCAUGAGUCAUGCACUCCAUCCUUGAAAAAGGGUGUUGUUCAUGUGAAGCCAAAUCCCUACUCUCACUUUCCACCUUCAAAAAUUCCAGCUGAUGUUUCUGUGAACUAUAUUUCGGCUGCAGAUCUCAUUGAUGAAGCUUGUCAUCAGAUCAUCAAAAGAGCUCAAUCUGACCCUCAGUCAUUUCUAAUUGCUGGAAUUAGUAUCAGAUAUGAUGUUGAGCCUGAUGGAUAUGGUGGACUUGUCCCCAAGCUGCAGAGUCAUACUACAGUGAACACAAUUCAAUUAGCUGUACACAAGGAAGUCUAUGUUUUUCAGGUCACAGAACUUCAGGAGAAAGCAAGUGCCCCUCCAAAUUUACUGUCGUUGCUUUCAUCAACCCACAUUAUCAAGGUUGGGUACUCUAUCCAAGAAACUCUUCUAUGUUUGGCAAAUCUAUGGUCCAUUGAUGAUUUAAAAUCCCAACUGAAAGCUGGGUCAAAGACUCCACAGAUUCUGGACUUGGGAGUAUUGGCUAAAGCAAAAGGUGUUGUUUCAGAUGCAAAGGCAUCCUUCAUUACUUUGACUGGCUUGAUUCUUGGGCAAUCAAUUAAUCAAUCAAAUUCUCUUGCACUAAGUGAUUGGUCUGCAAUAACACUGAGUAAAGAGCAGAUUGAUUCUUCUGCACUUGAUGCCUUCAAUGUAUUUUCAAUGUGGCAAAAGUUAGCAGUACAAAAGUCUGUGGGUCUUCCUGUAUAUGAACCCAUUCCUGGCAUACUUGUCAGUAUUCGAGGAGGUAGAACACAAAUUGUUGCUCGAGGUCAGAUCCCAGAGCAACCAUCCUCAAAGAAUGCUCUCUUGAGAUAUAACAAAGAAAUGAAACUCAUAAAUAUCACCCCUACCAGAGUCUUGGUUCAGGUUGAUGAAGUAAUUAUCCCAGGAUAUGAACCAGCAAAUCACAAACUUGCACUUGGGGAGAUGGGGAACCCUCCAUUCCUUAUCGUUAUGCCAAAGUCAAUGGUUGUCACAAGAAAUUCAACUCCACCUAAGCAGCCAGAAGUCCCUUCUGAUUCUUUGAUGCUCCCUGAUGAUAUUUCCACAUAUUCACCUCCAACUAUUCAGAAACCAUCAGAUUUGAUGGGCAGUAAUGAUAUUGGAGAAGAUGAGGAGGAAGAGGAUGAAGAGGAAGAGGAUGAAGAGGAAGAGGAAGAUGGUCAGGAUAACAAUUCUGGAAAUGCUUUUGAACAUCCCAAAGAGAUGGAAGGCCAAGUUUCCAUCAGAGAUGAUACUAUUUCUACUGUAGAGGAGGCAACAUUUAAUAAUGAUGAUAGUGAGGAUAUCUAUGCAGAUGCAGAGUUUGAUAAAUUCCUUGCAGAUGCAGAUAUCAGUCAGUUGGAAUCAGAUCCUGUCACCAUAGCAGUACAAUCUGCUCCAAGUGCCUCAAGUGCAGCUCUUGAACAACCAUCUCAUGAAAGUCCAAAAACACUUGCAAGCCGUGUUCUGGAAGACAUAUGGCAUGUGAAGGACCGCUUGCUCAGGCUCUUACCACAGUCUCAUUCAGCUUUUAAAAAGUUCAGAGUAGCCUUUGGAGAAGCCAUAUUUGUUUUUGAUAAGAAUGAUCAGGCUCAAAUUAAAGCAUUUCUUGAAAGAAAUGGUCAAACAUGGGAUCAGGCUCUCAAAAGAAAUCCAGGGAAAAUUUAUAGAAGAUGUCGGAGAUACAUCCCUCCUCCAGAUAUUCUAACUCCAGUUCUUAGAACAUUGUUUGAGUGUUGGAAAGAUGUUCCUUGUGCCCUUGAUCCAUCAAAUGGGAAACUGUUCUCAGCUGCUGCAUGGCGUCAAGCUCAAAAUACACUAAAAUCUGCAGAAGAUGGCCUGAUGUCUGACCCCCCAGGAAUUCCACUCUAUUAUGAUAUGGGUGUAGAUAAAGAUGGAUUACACUGUUAUCGUACUGUUCGGGGGACAAAUUCUGUUGAAGGAAAUAUUCAUAUGCCACUUCGAAGAAUGUUUGGAUCACUUCAUGCUUCUCCUGAGCUCUCAGAUGCACUUCUAUGCAACAGUCGUGAUAGAAGGAAUACUACGGUUGGUCAUUACAACCGUACUGGUAAAAAAUGGAGUGGUCAUCAUGAUACAUACAGGUCUGAUGAAAUUGUGGAACUUGCAGCUGAUGUGGGAAUUUCACCAUCUUUUCCAAUCCCUGAAAUUUUGUCAACUUGCAUUGCUACAAAGGAAUCUUUUGGAAUUAUUCCAGUUCCAGAAAAAAUUGCUGAAGAACUCGGUUUUGAAAGAAGGGAAGAACCUACUUAUGAAGUAAAUGAUAAAGGAAACCUUCUUCAUCGAGGAAUGCCUGUUAACACACUUACACGGUUGUCAACAAAACCAUCACCUCCUCAUGAUUAUCUAGCAGAGCGCCAAAUGACUGCCCAUGCAGUGGUUCCAAUUCACACAACUGGUGAAUUUAAGUUGUUCAAUGACUUGAUGAGGUCUGAGAGAUUUUACAAGAAAGAUCGAAGAAGGGUUGCAGCAAAGGUUUCACAAUCUGUGGACUUCACUGCCUUUGCAAAGGAAUGGACAGUUCAUGUUCAUCUUGCUGCUGCUGAGAAUCGGGAUAAGAACAAUAAAAUCUACUAUAAGCUUCCAGAACAACUUGAGAAACACCAUCAAGCAUGGGUAAAAACUCGAGGAGAGAAUGCAACACUCUCAAAUACAGAAAAAAUGAGAGAGAAGUUUACAAAAAUUGUAACAAGUAUAAGCCGACAAGCUAUAGUUCUUCCAGCUAUUGAAUUCCCAAAGAAAAACUUGGCAGCUCGAAAGGACAAGGGAAAAGAAAAGGAAAGCACAAUACAAAGUGGUUCAAACAAGGGAAAGGAGAAAGAAAGUUCAAUGCAAAUUAAUGAACAGCAAGCAGAAAGUAAUGUUCCUGAUCUGGUUCAAACAAUAUCUCAGUCAAUGGAGUACAUGAUGGUUGACAUUGAUGAAGAUCCAGAAGAAUCUUUCUUCCAAGAUGCUCCACUCCAUCUGGCUCUCCAACCACCAGAUUCUACUCCAAAAUUUGUGCUGGGAUCCUCCUCCACAUCUUCAACUUCACAGAUCAAAAUUAAUUCAUCAAAACAACGUCAAAAGAAGACAUGUGCUGCUUGCAGAGAUGCAGGGUGCAAGCAAAGGGAUAGUUGCAAAGGAUCUGGAAACAGAAAAUGGUGCACCUGUGUAAUGACAGGUGUACAUGGAGAAUCAAAGAGAUAA